Molecule: messenger RNA, 1464 nt
Organism: Meriones unguiculatus (Mongolian gerbil)
Lineage: Eukaryota; Metazoa; Chordata; Mammalia; Rodentia; Muridae
Product: putative lysozyme C-2
Exons: 4
Coding region: 210-656 (148 amino acids)
Biological process (GO): defense response to Gram-negative bacterium; defense response to Gram-positive bacterium
Molecular function (GO): lysozyme activity
Source: RefSeq, a predicted model, not a curated record
UAGAGGACUACCAGAACAUUUCUCAUCAAACUGAAGGAAAAAGAAGCUCAGAUGCUCAUGUCUGCUGAACUGCAGAACUUUCCUGCUUUGUACACAGCUCCAAAAGUGGAGGCCACAAGCUGUGAGAGAAAGGAGGAACCUGGAGGAUGCUUAAAUAGGAGGAUGGUCUUCUCCAGUCAGCCAGCAGCUGCUCCAGCUUCCAGGUCAACAUGAAGGCUCUCCUCACCCUGGGACUCCUCCUGCUCUCUGCCACUGUCCAGGCCAAGGUCUAUGAGCACUGUGAGUUAGCCAGAACUCUGAAAAGGAGUGGAAUGGAUGGCUAUAGAGGAGUCAGGCUGGCAGACUGGGUGUGUUUAACUCAGCAUGCAAGUAAUUUUGACACAGAAGCUAUAAACUACAACUCUACAAACCAAAGCACCGACUAUGGGAUAUUUCAGAUCAACAGCCGACAAUGGUGUGAUGAUGGCAAAACCGCAGGAGCAGUGAACGCCUGUGGGAUACCCUGCAGCGCUCUGCUGCAGGAUGACAUCACUCAAGCCAUACAAUGUGCAAAGAGGGUUGUGAGAGAUCCACAAGGCAUUAGAGCAUGGGUGGCAUGGAGAGACCACUGUCAAAACCGAGAUCUGUCUCAGUAUGUUGGGGACUAUGUAGACUAACCACUAUGUGCUUCACUUCAGCUCUUGCUGUCUCUUUCUCACUAUAGGAGCAGUCAUGAGAAAGGUCACACUUGCUUUCCCACAAACAGAAUCUAAACAGAAACAGGAACAGGAGCAAAAUGGGACUUUUUCUUAAGAGGCUUAAUGCCAACAUCCAUGUCCAAUGUUCAGUUAGCUAGUGCAGUGGAUGCUGGUGACAUCACCCAGCACUUCGGUCAUCACACACAUCUCUACACAUCAGUUCUUCACCAAUGAAGAAAUUCACAUUAAGUUUAAUCAGAAUUAAUCCAAAUCUCCCCUGUUUUGGAUAAAAAUACAACAAGUAUUUACAGGAGACAAGAUGGACUUAGGUAAAAUGGCAGCUGUGUGAGCCUCAAGGCUUUGUGUGUGGGCUCAGCUCAGACACUUAGAACAGCCACUGUGGUGGGCAAGGAGGGUUUUAAGGGAACACAACUCUGAGUGGAUGACAACUGAGACUCCCUGAACUCAGAACCUUGUUGUGAUCAAACAUGUGACCUUUCCCAACAGUGCUUUCUUAGAGCUGGCCCAUUUAUACUGCUUAAAAAGUGAAUUCUCAACCCAUGUGCCAGUCUGUUUUAACCCUUGAGAGAAUGUUCCCAUGCCUCUUGCUGAUCAUGAGGGUAUUCAGGAGGGACUAGUGAGCUGUGCUUGACCUUAACUUUCUGAAGUAGCUUCAUGCCCAUGAACUAACUCUGAGACAGAGGAGCUUGUAUCAGCAAAUAACCACAGGAGCAAAACAAAGCACAUUGUGAAAAACUUCAAACAGCAUUAAAUGAUUUUGAAUGCA